This is a messenger RNA of Eimeria necatrix, 2946 nucleotides long. RefSeq lists its product as hypothetical. Bases 1 to 2946 code for a protein of 981 amino acids. The transcript has 5 exons. Lineage: Eukaryota; Apicomplexa; Conoidasida; Eucoccidiorida; Eimeriidae. The record is from RefSeq and is a predicted model, not a curated record.
AUGCGCAGAAGGCUCGCAGUGCAGCAGCAGCAAGAGGCUCUUCACAUCCGCAGCCUUCUGCCUCCCGGCUCCGACCCGAAGCUGAUUGCGCCUCCCCAUCCUUCCCACCAGAGCCUCGCGCAGCAAGCCCGCCGUCACUUCGCGUUGUUUGAAAGAGGCGACAAGACUGCAGAUGUUGCAGCAGCAGAUCCGCAGGCAGCAGCAGCAGCAGCAGCAGCAACAGCAGCAGGCCCCGCAGCAACUCCUACAGCGGGCGGCGCCGCUGCUGCUGCUCCUGCAGCAGCAACAGCAGGAACCACAGCAGCAGCAGCAGCAGAAUCGCCAGCAGCAGCAGCAGCGACUUCGCCCGCAGCAGCAGCAACGCCAGCAGCAGCAGCAGCAGCAACUUUGCUGCCGUGGCUGCAGCUAGCAACGCAUGCGCUGCAGCGGGGAAGGCAGCAGCAGCUGCUGCUGGGGCCGCAGCAGUUCAGCAGUUGUGGGGUGAUGCCUCCCCAUCCCCGGAAGCCUCAGCUGCCUGAGCAGUACAUAUUGGCGCUGCAGGGCCGCAGCAACGAAGAAGCUGCUUCAGAAUCGAAGCCUGCAGCAGCAGCAGCAGCAGCAGCAGCGGCAGCAGUAGCAGCACCAGCCACAGCAGCGGCGCAGGCAGCAGCAGCAACCGCAGCAGCAGCAGCAGCAGCAGCAGCAGCAGCAGCCCCAACUGCAGCAGGCUUGCCUCAGGACUCCUCACCAUCGGACGCAGUCAGAGAGCAGCAGAAGAUGCUCGCGCAGCAGCCGCUGCUGCAGCAGCAGCCAAUGCUGCAGCAGCAGCCAAUGCUGCAGCAGCAGCAGAUGAUGCAACAGCAGCAACUACUGCAACAGCAGCAACAACGCCCUGUUGAGUUUGCGACAGGCGGCUCUAUGGAGGGAGAUGCAGCAGCAGCACCUGCAGCAGCAGCAGCAGCAGCAGGCGGCCCGCUUUUGCCGCCGCAGCAGCAGCAGCUUGUCCCCGAACACAUGCAGCAGCAGCAGCAGCAAAUGGCUCGGGUGGUGCAGCCUAUUCAGCAGCAGCAGCACAUGCUUGCAGCGAGCGGGCCGUUGCAGCAGCAGCCGCAUCUUUUGCCAGCAGCAGGGCCUCAUCAGCAGCAGCAGCCGUUGCUGCAGCAGCAGCAGCAGCUGCGCCAGCAGCAGCAGCAGCAGUGGAUUGCAGCGCAGCAGCACGCUGUGCCUAUGCUGAUGCAGCCGCAGCAGCACAUGCUGCUGCAGCAGCACCAGCAGCCUAUACCCUAUGGCAGCAAAACCCACACUGCGCAGCAGCAGCCGUUGGAGGGAGCCUACGAUCUGCAGCAGCUGCAGCAGCUGCAGCAGCAGCAGCUGCAGCAGCUGCAGCAGCAGCAGAUGUUCACGCGCUCGCCGUAUGUGCAGCAGCAGCCGCAGCCCCAGGCAGCUGAGGACGUUGCAGACGCAGCAGCAGUAGCAGCGCAGCAGCAGCAGCAGCAGCAAUUCCAGCGCCCCAUGUACCUGCAGACACCGCAGCAGCAGCAGCUGUCUCCCUAUCCUGCAGCACAAGCGCAGCUAGCAGCAGCAGCAGCAGACGGCAGCAACCUGCAGCAGCAGCAGCAGGCUCUUGCUGGUGCGCCUCUGCAGGGCUAUGCCCCGCAGCAGCUGCAGCAGCAGCAGCACCAGGUCUAUCUGCAGCAGCAAGCAGCAUUUCAGGCUUCUCACGGCCACCAGAGGCACUUCGCGCCGCCACCGCAGCAGCAGCUGCAGCAGCAGCAGCUGCAGCAGCAGCAGCAGCAGCUGCAGCAACAACAGCUGCAGCAGCAGCAGCUGCACCAGCAGCAACUGCAUCAGCAGCAACUGCACCAGCAGCAGAUGCAUCAGCAGCAGCAGCAGCAGCUCAUGUGCCACGAUCAGAAUCCUUUUGGUGCGCAGCAGCAGCAGCAGCGGUUUGUUGCAGCAACACCGCAGCACCAGCAGCAGCGUUUCGCACCAGCACCAGCAGCACCUGGGCCUUCCCAGCAGCAGCAGCAACGGCUGCCCCAGCAGCAGCAGCAGCAGCUGCAGCAAGCUGCAUUCGCCCCGCAGCAGCAGCAGCAGCCAGGGUUCUACCCUGUUGCCAUGCAGACACCGCAGCAGCAAAUUAAUGGCUCAGCGGAGCUGCAGCACUUGCAGCAGCUGCAGCAGCAGCAGCUGCAGCAGCAGCAAAUGCAGCAGCAGCACGUACAGCAGCAGCACAUGCAGCAGCACCACAUCCAGCAGCACUUGCAGCAUCAGCAACUUCAGCAGCAGCAGUUUAGGCAGCAGCAGCUGCAGCAGCAGCAGCAUUUGCAGCACCAGCAGUUGCAGCAGCACCAGCUGCAGCAGCAGCAGUUGCAGCAGCAGCCGCAGCAGCUGCAGCAGCACCAACUGCAGCAGCAGCUGCAGCAACAGCCGCAGCAGCUGCACCAGCAAGGACUGUCCCCAGCGAGCCAAAGGCACCUAUCGAGCAGCAGCAAGAGCAGCAAGAGCGCGUCACGUUCCAAGAGGCCGCAGCAGCAGCAGCCGAAAGCUGCAGCAGCUGCAGCAGCAGCUGCUGCUGCAGCAGAGCAGCAAAGUGCUGUCGGUGCUGCUGUUGGCGGGGCGCCCCUGCAUGCAACUCAGGGAGCUGUUGGCGGUCUUCCUGCUGCUGCUCACCAGCAGCAGCAGCACAUGCAGCACCAGCAGCGGCUGCAGCUGCAGCAGCAGCACUUGCAACAGCAGCACCAGCUCCAGCACCACCGGCAGCUGCAGCAGCUGCAGCAGCAGCAGCUGCAGCAGCAGCAGCUACAGCAGCAGCAGCUGCAGCAGCAGCAGCUGCAGCAGCAGCAGCUGCAGCAGCCGCCCGAUUUCGCUGUUCACCCUUUUGCUGCACAGCCUGUAGGAUACGUGGACGCGCAGCAGCAGCAGCAGCCGCGGCGCUCAGGUGCUGCUCGUCCUGCUGGAGCUUAA